UGCUUCUGUCGCAGGUCACCCGAGCGAUGCGCGGCGGUUAUGACGACGACCGCCGGAGGAGCGGCGGCCCGCUGACCGCCGGCGCGCGUCCAUGAAGCGCCGUGCGGCGCACGGCCGCGCCGCGGCCGCCAUGCCUUCCGGGCUGCAGCUGCUGUGGCUCGUCGUGGCUCUGUGCCAGCUGUCACCGCGCGCCCAAUGCUUCACGUGCAGCGACCGCUGCAAGUGCAUCUGGCGCAGCGGCAAGAUGUACGGCGAGUGUGCGCUCCAGGGGCUCUCCGCGCUCCCCUCGGGCAUGGACGAAAGCCUGCAAGUGCUCAACCUGACCCACAACCUGAUCCAGGCGCUGCCCAAGCGCGCUUUUUUCUCCGCAGGCCUCGUCAACGUCCAGAAGCUAUACCUGUCCCGCUGCGAGCUGAGCCACAUCGACGACUCGGCGCUAUUCAAAGUGACCAACCUCAUCGAGCUCGACCUGUCGGACAACAAACUGACCACUGUGCCGACUGCGGCUCUCAGCAGCACGCGCAACCUGCGGAACCUCUACAUUAACCGCAAUCCCAUCACAGUUCUUGCGGACAUGGCUUUUGCGGAACUGACCGAGCUGGCCCACUUGGAGCUGACCGAAUGCCGCUUGGAGUCCAUUGCUGUUCGCGCGUUCGAAGGGCUGUCCAAGCUAAAGGUGCUCAAGCUGGACCACAACCUCCUCGAGACGCUGCCGGGCCGAGCCAUGGCACCGUUCCCGUCUUUACACGAGAUCGCCCUAGACGGCAACCAGUGGCGCUGCGACUGCGAGCUGCGUGCGUUCCGCAUGUGGCUGGAGAGGAACAACAUCUCCCUCUACUCGCCCACGUGCCACAAGCCGCUUCGGUUGAACGGCAGGCCGUGGAAGAGCCUGUCGAGCGAGGACAUGGCCUGUCCCCCGGCAUUCCUCAACACGAGUACGAGCACGAUGGACGCGAUCGUGGUGCAAGAGAACAACAACGUGACGCUCGAGUGCCGCGUGCGCGCUGACCCUGCGGCCCACAUCUCUUGGCUGUGGAAGGACAAGCCGCUGACCAACCAGAGCGAGCCGGGCCAGGCGUUCGUUCUCACCCAGGACGCCGGCGACCGCGAGCGUCUCUCCUGGCUCACGCUCAGUUUCGUGCAGGAGCCGUUGGCCGGGCCGUACGCGUGCGCAGCGCAGAAUGCGGCCGGGCGCGUCGUGCGAAACUUCACGCUGGCGGUGAAUCGACGGCCGACCGAGGUUCGUGCGUCCGCCGGGGGUUCGACGGCCGAGGUGGAGAUGACGGAGCAGGCGCGUGAGUCGACCGAGCUGCAGCAGCGCUCGUACACCGAGAACCCCGUGCUGGGCAUGGUCAUCGGCAUUUUGGUCGGCGCACUCGCCGUGCUGCUCGUGUUCGGCCUUACAUUGUGGCUGUGCCGGCGCCGAGGACGCCGCCGAGGAGCGCCAGCGGGGUCGCGCAAGUCCAAACGUACGGAGGCCAACAGCAACCACAAGGCGCUGCACAACGACAAGCAGCAGCAACAGUCGCAGCCGGGGGCCGGCGACGCAGCCGAUGUGAAGCUGCUGGUGAACCCGAUCCAGAAGCCGCCGCGCCUGCUCAUGACCAACAGCUACCAGGGUCUGCCGUCGGAGCUGGAGCCUCUGGACCCGGGCCUCUGCGUGGAGUCGUCCUCGGGCGUCUGGGUGGUCAAAGAGCACGACUACUCGACGGACGAGUCGGUGCUCUCGUCCAUUCCUUCUCGCGCGGGCACCAUAGACCGUCGCUCACUGGCCCGCAGUCCGAUUCCGGUGCCCAUGCCCGUCGUGCCGCCGCCCACGGACGACCUGCACGCGCGCCUGCACGGUGAGCUGACGGACACGCUGCGGCGCACCAAGGGCGACCGGCGGCCCCUGGUCGAGCGACCCGAUGCCCAGAGUCCGCUCGAGCCGUACGCGGGCCUCGAGACGCUGCGUGUGCGAGACCUGGAGCCCCGCGGGCCCGACCUCAUCGACCAGAUCGGCGGCGCCGCCCAGCCCCCGCCGUCACCGCGAUGGACGCCGUACGAGCACCCGUCGGCAUACUACCGCGCCGCGGCUGGCACGCCCCAGAGCUGCUACCCGCCCAGCAUACCCGAGGCGCCGGCGGACGGCACCGAGGUCUAGUCAGAGCGCCCCGACGCAUCUCACGGACAGGACGAUGCGCGCUAAACAAACACUCCGGGGCACGGAAAGGCGCGUUGCUGACUCGCGGCUAACACCUUUUCACUAUCGUUUCCGCGCUGUUUCUAAACACUACAGCAAUUAUGUUAACUCGCACAUUGCUGCACCCUCAAACAAUUAUGUGUGUGUCAACCAAAGCGGGGAGGUGCAUUUGAGCAUGACGUGAAUGGUUCAUAAGACAUCCCACGCUGCUGAGAUAGAACUACAGCUAAGGUAUUCCGACUUCCUUAUCAAAGCAUGUCUUGAAUUCAAUGUCCCACCUUAGUGAUUGCACUUUCCUAGCGGAAGCACAUAAAGCCGCUAAGCUAUCCGAUUAGAUUUCACACCGAGAACAAUGCAACCAACAACAACAAAAAAAAGCACAAGUAACCUAGUCACCUCGUCACCUCAACUGAUUAUUGGCUCCUUCUAGGGCUAAAACCAUAUUAAAUCCAGGAAUUUUCAAUUCUAAGGACCUACAGCGCUUGCAGCAGCAAUGGAAAAAAGACAAAUGUGGUUGCAACGACAUUGGGUUAUCUUGUCACCUCUUUAAGCACCGACAACAGGUAUUUUUGUCCUGUCAUAACUGAUGGACAGCAUCCGUAGGAUUUGCUUUUGAUUUAUGGAGUCACUGCGAUGGAGCCCUGGGGAUUGUUUAUUGGUAAAGGUGUUAGCCACGAGACACUUACGCACCUCUUCACGUGUCCAAACUUCUCUGCGUGGACUUGUAGAAGGUGAUGUGAUGCGGCGUUCAACACUUAACUUUUCGCAGCCGAGGGUGGGAAAUGAACUAUCUCCCUCUGCAUUUGUUCCUUGAUUGUAGUUGGCAUUCGUUCGUGCGUGUUUCGUUUUGGACGUAACUCCCUAAAGUGAAGCUGUGUCGUUUCUGUUCCCAACACCAUGCAACCCGUCACACACUACACAUAGUAUUCCAUUGUGUUUGCACGGAGCUGAUGCCACCACCAAGGAUGUGGGUACAUCGUCAGUUGCGACCGUCCCUCACACCGCUGUUCUCAUUUUACACGUACGCUGAUCGUGCCAUGUGGGGUGGAUCACUAGUUUAGCCUCAUUUACCUUUGCAGUGGUUGACUAGUUGCAGAGUUUAAAAGCGCCGUGGCAGUUCAAUCAAGAGGAACGGUGACUCGUCUUCACGAGAAGCUGAAGAAGCAGAUUUCACUCAUUUUUGUACAGCGACAGCAUGUUGCACUCACUUCUCAUAGGGCGUGUGUGUUUCAUGCCUGCGAGUGAGAAAGAUGUUUCGUGUUGACAUGAGGUUUUGGCAUGGUUGAACUGUGCUUCACUCGCCUCCUUCACAAGGGAAAAUGAGCACUUCAUAACAUGGGACCAUACAUUUUGCGUCCCCACGUCAAAGUUCUGCUAUAACUGCACCGCAUGAUGGGACUUCAGGCUCAAUCUAGCCACCUCGGGUAAUUUAAAAUGCUCUGAAAUUUCAGUACACAAGCAUUUUUGCAUUCCUCUCCCAUUGAAAUAUGCCCACCACUGCAGGGAGCAACCCACAACCUCAUACUCAUAGCUAUUGAGCCAGCGCUGCAGGUAGAAUUGCAGUGUGAGCUAUCCAAAAAAUGCAAUGAAUUUGGACGGUCAAGUCGGUCAUUUAAUUCAUUCUGGCUGUAAAACGGCUGUUUCUUUAAUUUGCUUUUGCUUUACGUUACACACAUACAUACACUACGAGCCACAGCUUCUGAAUCAUAGGGCUAUUUAAAAUGCAGAGCUACAAUUUCAAAAAUUGUUAAAUACAAUUCUGAGGCUUUACGUGCCAAAACUACGAUCUGAUAUAAAUUAUAAGUGAAGCCCACUGUGAUUGUUGCAUGACCAAUUAAAACAGGUUCAGAUGCUUGCUUUGUCUAAAGCACUAACUCAUUUAUGCUUGAAAAGGUGUCAAGUGCAACAUCACCAUUGCCUGCAAGCACAUGCCACAAAAAUAGACAGCAGGCUUGUGCAACCUUGCAGAAUCACAACCAAAUUUCCAGCCAAGCUGGAAAUUUCUUUAGAGCAGUUGCAAUAAGAAUAAUAUAGUUGUGUGUAAUUAACACAAAAGAGAGAGGCAGGAAUUCUCUCUUACGUAAAUGCUAAUGUGAAUCUUAUGCGGCUUUAAGGUUCCACAUUUCUGACGAGACGAAGGCUUACCACGGACAUCUGUCAUGGGGAAAAGUAGGCAGGUACCAUCAACGAAUGUCAUAUUUAAUGAAACUCACCAUCAGAUGGAACUUCUUUGUAAUAUUCAAGCACAAAGUGCCAUAAAAUUUAAACAGUACCUCCAUUUACCAUUCAACACUUGGCACAUCUGAAGUUGGUUAAUGUUCUAGCUAGGUCAGUUUCACAUUAUGGCAGUAUUCCAGCUCCUUAUUCUGUUUUCCACUCUCAUGCGCUGUUCAAUUAUUACCAUCUUCUCAACCACCUGGACAUUUACAAAACACAUGCAGAAGUGAAACAAAGGCCACAUAUGAUGGUAAAAAGGCAGUGUCUGGACCACUUACCUCUCCAAGCUGUUAAAUGUAAAGCUUGAUUUAACAGUGCCAAAUGAAGCUAGUCAGAGAGAACAGUGUGCUCUUGCCUGCCUCACAACAAGAUAGAACAUAUUUCUAGUAGCAUGAAUCCUAUUGCUCAUUUUUUUUUCUGAAUCUGCAGUGUUUAAAAUAUAGAAAGGGCAUUCUUAAAGAAGUAUAAUGUGUGCACGAGCCUCAUAUAUCCAUUUCAAUAGAAGCAGAAUGCCAAUGGCUGGAAUUUGGUACAUUAUUUUAAAGCUUACGUCACCAUGUUCAAAGCAGCAUUUUAAUUUUACACCAUUUACUAUCAAGAGGCUGAGGUAAAAGUGGCAGUGAUGAAUGUGAAUGGCAGAUGAUAUCAUGCUUAUUUCAUACCUGCCAGUUCUCCUUAGUUUUUCGUAAUGAUUACAAAUUUGUGCUCUUUCUGUUAUUUUACGAAUGCUACGUCAAGUUAAAAAAAUUCUGUUCACAAAAGUGUUUUAAAGCUCUUGAAAUAUGGGUGGCGCAAGAUUUGCAAAAAAAAUGCAUGCAAAAAAUAAAUUGUGACAGCACCUGCAUCGCCCUCCUGUGGCAGUGCAAGGUGCCAUAAAGCCAGAGAAUACUUAGUUCAAGCAAAUUCAUUCACAAAAGUUCCUGAAGCAGGCGGGCUCAGCAACACCAAAAUGCUGAAAAAGUCGCUGAUCCAACGUGUUGCUCGUCAAUAUCUGCAGUUGUAAGUUUGUUGCUGUGUCUAAAGGUGAACAAUGGUUAAUUAAGUGCAUAUGUAGUCUACAAAAGGUGUGCGCUCAAGCAUACUUUAAAAAAAAGUGUGCUAUUACUUACUCCCCCCAUAUUGUACUAGAGUUGCGGGAUUAUUUACGAAUUUUAAUGUUUGCGGGUUGGGAGCUAUGUCAUUUCAUUCUUCUGCAGAAUUAUCAAUCCGAUGCACGGCAUCACUUGCAGCUUUAAUUAGCACACACCUCUUACCGGAAAAGCUUUAUCCAGCAAUUUUUACCAAUGUAUCUCCUGGGAAGUACACAUAGAACGACUCUAUGUAAGAACAUUAAUGAGGCAAUUAUUUGCAGAUCUUACUUUAACAUUCUGGGGCAUUUAAGUGAAAAAAAUUCCUACUCCCAGGAAUUUUAGGUAUCUUGAAGCACAGUGGCCAACCAUGUCAUGAGCCCAUGUGCGCACCGAAAUAAGCUGAAUUCUGAUUGUUACACACUGCUGUUUAUUAUACCAGUGACACCACCUGUAUACUAUAGUUCCCUACUCCAAAGGAUCUGUGCAUCUAUACAGCCGACUGCUGCAAACUGGACAGACCGAGUUACACCUGGGAUGACUGGCUUGUCUGCAUUGGUCAUUUCCAAACACGCAAAGUCUCUCCAACAAGCAGGAAGCCAGUGCAAUGAGGUUUUGCUGUUGUGCAGUGCACAGUGCUCUUUUGUGACCCCACAAGUGAAACAGUUCUCCAUUGUUCUUUUCCUGCAAGACAACAAGAUGUGCCUUACAAGUGUGAAGUUUUCUGCAGGCAGAGAUGAGGGACACUUGACACAUGGAGUGCUGCUGCUGCCGUGGGACAGUCAUAUGUGAGGAACCCUUCUGAAUAGGCACUGCAAGAAGCUCAACCGAUGUGUAUAAAUAUGUGAACCAUGUCAUUACGUGUGUGCGCAUGUGUGUGUAAAUAAACUGCAUUGAACAAUGGACUGAAAUAAAGAAAGGCAGUGUUCCAGGA
This is a messenger RNA of Dermacentor silvarum, 6400 nucleotides long. RefSeq names its product leucine-rich repeat-containing protein 24. The record is from RefSeq and is a predicted model, not a curated record. Bases 92 to 2143 code for a protein of 683 amino acids. The transcript has a single exon. Gene Ontology annotation, molecular function: protein binding. NCBI's taxonomy places the organism in Eukaryota, Metazoa, Arthropoda, Arachnida, Ixodida, Ixodidae.